AUGGCAGAUGACAUUCUCAAAUGCAUUCACAAAGAAUUUAAAUACGUUUUGAUAAGUAGCGAUAUAAACAAUCAAAUAAAAGAAUUAACUUUUAGUGGAAGCGAGCAGAAAUUUCAAAGUGUUUUGGCGUCCUAUUUUAGAAGAAUAAUUUUUGACGAAAAAGGAAAAAAUGAAUUAAAAGAAUCCAUAAAAGAAAAACUUAAAAGUAGUAAAGAAAAUGAUAAUGAAGGAGAAAAUAAUAUAGAAAAAAAAAAUUCCAAUACAGUAACACCAGAUCUAAUAGAUAAUGCAGUGGAAUCAUCCCAAACCUAUCAAAUAAUACCUUUAACUAUUCCUUCAGAAAAAACAAAUUAUUUUGCUGUUAAUUGUUAUAUUGAUGAUAUUGGACGCAUAAAAAAAUUGCCUUACAAUAGUAGGGCUUCAAGAAUAUGUAGCACAGAAAUUUAUGGAGAUGCAUUCUUAUCAAAGACAUAUGAUAACGAGGAUUUCAGGAGGUGUGAUUUUACAAUAUCUGAGUAUGAUGAGUUUUUGAAAAAUCCACCCAAGGCAGAAAACAGGUGGGACCAAGCUCAAGCAAUGCAGGACCUUCUACGACAAAUGAAAGCACAGAAAGAAGGGGACAGCAGUACCAGUAUACAAAAUGAAAAGCCGAACGCCUGUGAACAUUGUUAUACGGAAAAAAACCUAAAGAGAUGCGGAAAGUGCAAAAAAGUAUAUUACUGCUCGAUAGAAUGCCAAAGAAAGGACUUUGUUUUUCACAAAAGAAUUUGUUUAUGA
Molecule: messenger RNA, 777 nt
Organism: Plasmodium gonderi
Lineage: Eukaryota; Apicomplexa; Aconoidasida; Haemosporida; Plasmodiidae
Exons: 3
Coding region: 1-777 (258 amino acids)
Source: RefSeq, a predicted model, not a curated record